CAAAGAGGCUGAUUCCUUUUGUGCUCACUCAAAAGGGUUUUUUCCCUUUGGAUUUUUCUUCUAUCUGGUUGCUCCAAGAGUCUGCGGAAAAGGACAGUUGAAUGCAGCCUCCGAUGUGCACAAAAGAAUGGGUUUCCAUUCAAGGUGGCCAUUGGUGGGACCUGCACCAGCGGCUCUGUGUCUGUGUGUGAUCAGCAUGCUCUUAGUGUGCCUGCUUCCUCCUGCAUCAUGCACAACCUGCCCUCAAAAAUGCCGCUGUGAGGAUCUGCAGUUCUACUGCGACACCCAGGGGCUUCAGGCACCCCCAGAUGGUGUGGACAAGGGGGCCCUGGGGUUGUCACUACGCCACAAUAGCAUCACUGAGCUCAGCCCUGAUCAAUUCUAUGGCUUCAGCCAGCUCACUUGGCUACAUCUAGACCAUAACCAGAUAACCACAGUACAAGAGGAUGCCUUUCAAGGACUCUACAAGUUGAAAGACCUCAAUCUAAGCUCCAAUCGUAUCACCAAGUUGCCCAACACAACCUUCAUCCACCUCAUCAAUCUCCAGAUCCUGGACCUGUCCUUCAAUCAGAUGACAGCACUGGAACCAGAGCUGUUCCACGGACUGAGAAAGCUUCAGAUACUACACCUCCGCUCAAAUUUACUUCGCACCACACCUGUUCGCGCAUUCUGGGACUGCCGCAGCCUGGAAUAUCUUGGUCUAAGUAGCAACCGUCUACGGAGUCUGGCCCGGAAUGGAUUUGCUGGGCUCAUUAAGCUUAAAGAGCUCCACUUGGAACACAAUCAGCUGACCAAGAUAAACUUGGCCCAUUUCCCCCGACUUGUUGCCCUCCAGUUUCUAUAUCUGCAGUGGAAUAAGAUCAGCAACCUAACAUGUGGCAUGGAGUGGACCUGGACCACUUUAGAAAAGCUGGACCUCACAGGAAAUGAAAUUCGUGUCCUCACAUCUGAUGUGUUUCAAACACUGCCAAAUUUAAAGAUUUUGCUGCUUGAUAACAACAAACUAAGCAGCUUGGAUCCCCAAGUAAUGGAUAUGUGGCAGUCUCUAGGUACCAUUGGGCUGUCUAGCAACCUAUGGGAAUGUACCAAAAGGAUUUGCUCUCUGGCUACGUGGCUUAGCACCUUUAAGGGAAGGUGGGAACAUUCCAUUCUCUGCCACAGUCCUGAAUACGCCCAAGGUGAGGAGAUACUCGAUGCCGUUUAUGGAUUCCAGCUUUGCCAGAAUUUUUCAGCGCCGGUUGUACAGACCAUUAGUACAACCACAGACGCUACUAUAGCUGCAGAAAUCACAAGCUCCUUGUUUGGAAUUAUGCAGCCAACCCCCACGCAGGACUAUGCAGAGGAUUUUGGGAGCUUUACCACAGUCACUACGACAACAACCACAACACAAGCACCACGCACUGCUCAAGCAACUACUGCUACAUGGGAAGAGGCAGCUGUAACGGAUGACUUCUCGGCAAUGGACAACACUGUUAUGACUCAUAGGGUUAUCAUUGGAACUAUGGCCCUUCUUUUUUCAUUCUUUUUCAUCAUUUUUGUUGUGUAUAUCUCAAGGAAGUGCUGCCCUCCCACCCUGCGCCGGAUACGUCACUGUUCAGCUAUUCAGAACCGCAGACAGAUGAGGACCCAGCAGAGGCAGCCUAUGGCAGAUCUAGCCACACAGGUACCCUAUAAUGAGUAUGAGCCCAGCCAUGAAGAAGGGGCACUUGUGAUCAUCAAUGGCUAUGGGCAGUGCAAGUGUCAGCAGCUGCCUUACAAAGAGUGUGAAGUAUGAACUCUUAUUUAUUACUAGAGCAUAUGGUUUGCCGUUUGACCAUUUCAGAUGAUACAGGGUUUGCUUUUUUGAUUUUUUUCCAGUUUAUGUAUAAAGCAUAAUUUCUACAAGUGAGAUCUGAGAAAAUGUGAGAUAUGUUGAAUGCUACAAUGACAGAGGUUGGACAUGACAGUUAAAGGAUGAUGUAGAGAUAGUCACAAAUUUAUUUUUCUAUGAAUGCAAAGUUGUUAAUAUCAGGCAGGGGCAAUCAUUUUAAACAAAAAAAUUGUAAACUGUGAGAAUUGUCUCAACAUUGUCUCUAUAUUCUUCAGCACAGACAAAACACUUAGCCAAAUGGCCCUCUGCUACCGGAAUACAUUCAGUAAAGACAUUUGAUUUAUGUCUUAUUUCUUUAAACAAGUAAAUAUUUAAAAUGUGUUUUGAACUGCACCACAAGCAGUGUAAGCCAAUCACUAAAUCACAGAGGAAAUCAAUUUGAUCAAUUAUCAGGAUGUUUUUGUUCAAUAGUUUCAUGUCUGGGAGAACUAAGAUACAUUUUAGGCCACUCAGUCUAAUUCUAAAUUACAACUGAAAAACUACUACUGUUGUUAUGAGAGAAAAUAAAUACUGAAAGAACCCUGAAAUUCUAUUAUUGAUUACAAAUCAGAUAUGAGUCAAUUAGGUAAGUCUAUUAUAUUCCAUCAGAUCAAAAGUUUUCUGAGUGUUUACAGUUUACAGGAUCUAUAUGGGUGGCUAACACCCAAAAAUGCCUACCAUAGGCAAAUGGAUUCGUUUUUUGUGUUUGGAAAUUUGGAUUUCUUCCUGCCCACAAGGGCCAUCUGCCACAAUUUAAUUCUGAGGGACACACUAAGCAAUCUUUAUCUGUGGUUAAUCUCUAAUAUACUACCCUGCUUAGCCAACACAUAGAUGUCUUCUUCACUUUCGGCAUCAAGAACAAAAUUAUUGGACCUUUAAGUGUACAAUGACCUAAACAUGGAUUUUCUAGCUCCCAAAUGCCAUAAACACUGUGACCAUUUCAUUUCCAACACCUAAUCCUAGUAAGUACAGUUUGUUGAUUUGAUAUUGUCUACCAGGAUCAAUAUACAGAAACUUAGCGUGGGGUGUGAGGGUACCAAGUGAAGUGAAAUGAAUAGCGUAAAUGCCCGGCAGGAGAACAUUUCAUUCUGAAAAUAAAACCUUUCCCCAGUAGCCCAGGCUUUUAACUGCUUACACACUAAUCAGGACUGACAGGCUCAAGAUUGAACCAAUUAAGGCAAGGCAAAAAGAAUGUAAUAUUCUGUCACCCAUGCCAGUGAUCCAGCAACAUUUAGCUUGUUCAGCCACUCAAAUUGUUUCUAGCAGAAUCAUCCUCCCAACCACAAAAAAACCUUCACUGAGCCUUUUAUUUUAAGUCACUGCUGUUGUGAGGGUUACAGAGUUGCCAUUCAAAGUCUUAAAACUGGGGGCACGGUGGGAAAAAAAUAUUGCGACAGUUCCUUGGUUGCAGUCACAACAAGUGUCAAGUUAAAACUGUUGUCAAUAGCCUAAAAGCAAAUGGAGAUCCAGUGAUAAGCAAACCGCCAGCCUGGGUCAGGACACAUUUGUAUGCAGCAGGGAGAGGAUGUGCAUUAGCAUCAGACUAAAGCUGCUGCCGCAGCUCCGCACUUCUUUGUGUUCAGUUUGGUGGUGGGGGCAGGGUAAGAGAGGGAUUGAGAGGAAUUGAUUGGACGAUGGAGAGGGGCAACUAUGGGGUAAUAUCUAUAUUAAAACUAAAUCUCUUUCCAAAAGGUAGAAGAGAACUGAAUAAUAAAUACUGACAACUCCUUGGGCUUGAAAUGCACAUUGACCACACAGCAGCAACAAUCUAACCUCAAACUGAAGAGCUAUACAAUGCAGAGACUUACCCAAGUUAAACUUCAGACAUUGGAAUAAGAGUGUGAUUUGCUCAAAUGUUAACAAAAGGAACAGGAAAAUGGGAUUUUUUUUUUCUAGUUCAGCUUUUGGCCAUGUUUAAUGAAGUCAGCGAUUAAGUCGGAAAGAUGCAUCUGCGAGCAUUGCGCCUCAAAGCGAGAUAUCAAGUUACAGCAAUUAGGACGAGGUUCUUUGGCUGGUGCCCCCUAGAAGUAGCUGGAAGGUACCAUUUUAAACUCUGUCUCUAUAUUGAACCCGUCAGAAAUUGUGUUCAAUUUUCAACAUGAAUGCUUGAGUCAAUGUCUCCCGCCACAUGCUCACAGGAUGCCUACAACAAAUGCAUUUAAGAAAGUGUUUGUGUAAACCAACAGCUGUUACACUUCACUUUUGAAUUUGAUGAAAACAUACAUACACUCAUCAUACUGAUUUUGGAAAGCCAAGCAUCUCUACUUUGUUCCCGAUUUUUGUGUACUUCCAGCUACGCACUGCUUUAACUAUUGCCCUUCUAAUCUGUCUUGCAUGUUCAAAAGUCAAAACUGAGUUGAAUACUUCUUAAUGUCAUUCAGCACACAUUUUGGAGGGAUCUCAUUUUUGAUACCACAAAUGGGGAUGUAUGUGGAAUUCCUAUAAAUUUCUGUCGACCAUUUGACAUUUCACUGUUGGAGACUAAAGGUUGUACUAAGUGACUGAAAAUCCACAAAAUUUGUAGAAAUAUGCAUCCCUUUGCACUCUGGCUCUUUGUAAACUGUUUUUGUUUCCUCUUGUCAUCCUCUAGCCCUGGUCCCCACCUUGACAAAAGAAAUAAAAAAAAGAAAAACAAGUGAUCCACUCCCCUGUCUCUUACCCAACCUCUUUGUGCAAACUGAAUGCUUUUCUCUUCCCAUUUUCCUUUUGUAUUGUAAUAUGUACAAUUUCAUAUCUGUAUAGUGGAUAAGAUGUGCCAAACUGAAAAAAAACAAAAACAUUUUCCCUUCAAAACAUAUAUUUUUUAAAUAAAAUGGUUAUAAUAUACAGUGUUUGCUAACUGAUGGAUGCUCACAACUGGAUUUGUUCUUUCAUUACAUCAUGGUUAAAACAAACCAAACAUUUGAUAAUGCUGAUACACAUCAGUGACAAUUAUUUUGAAGUCUUAUAGUUUGUGUCAGUUAUAAUUCAACUCUUAAGAUGUCAAACAAUCUUUUGCAAGUCAAAUUUAAAGCACUAACAUUACACUGCCCAAAAAGCCCUGCUUUAAAACAGAGUGGUGAUAAGUGUUUUUACAGAUCUAAAUGUGGGUAUUUACUUGGUCAUUGACUGUUUUGUGUGCUGUUUUGCAGACAGGGGCCUCAAAAGCUUUAAAGGAAGGCUGCAAUCAUUGUUUACUUUCAAUUAUAAACUACUUUGUAAAAUUGUGUUUUAAUUAAUUGGCAAGUCAUUCAUUUUAUAAAGUGUCAGAAAACAAUUAAAAACUUCAUCUUCAUGUCCAAGAACACAAAUGGAUGUUUGCAAAGCACUAGUUUUGUUCAAAAAGCAGUCCAUCUCUGGAAAGUAUUGUAUUUGUAACAUUAUAAAAGAAAAAGGGAAUAAAUGCUUUGAAAUUA
Molecule: messenger RNA, 5244 nt
Organism: Labrus mixtus (cuckoo wrasse)
Lineage: Eukaryota; Metazoa; Chordata; Actinopteri; Labriformes; Labridae
Gene: lrrtm2
Product: leucine rich repeat transmembrane neuronal 2
Exons: 2
Coding region: 128-1774 (548 amino acids)
Molecular function (GO): protein binding
Source: RefSeq, a predicted model, not a curated record